Messenger RNA from Drechmeria coniospora, 1266 nucleotides. RefSeq lists its product as uncharacterized. Lineage: Eukaryota; Fungi; Ascomycota; Sordariomycetes; Hypocreales; Ophiocordycipitaceae. The transcript has 5 exons. Gene Ontology annotation, molecular function: zinc ion binding. The coding region runs from base 1 to 1266 and encodes 421 amino acids. Gene Ontology annotation, biological process: protein ubiquitination. The record is from RefSeq and is a predicted model, not a curated record.
AUGCUUCCCUCGGUAUCGAUGACGGGCACAUGGCAGUGCACCACGUCGAGCAUUUGCACACGCGCCCAUCUCCCUGCCAUGGUGCAGUGCUCGGGGGGCUGGUGCUCUGCCCUGGUGCGUGCAACGGUGCCGCAGAACGCAGCCUUGGCAGUAGGUGAAGGAAAAGGCUUCCUUCCAUUGGGUGAGCCGAAUGACUGGUCCGAUCAGGUUGACCUGCUCAGUAGUGAUGGCAUGACAAUGGUCCCUAUGCAUGAGUCCGUGAGCAGGACUUCCCAAUCCUCCUUCACGCAGGGAGUCGACGCUGGCCUUUUAUACCAGAACGCAAAGCGUUGGCCCGUCGACGCGAGGACCGAGACAUGGCUGCGAGCAUCCAUCCAUUCCUCGCAGAGUUGUGGCGCAACGACUAACUGGAAUAUCAACGGCUCAGCAUCCACAAAUAGAAAGUCGUCGAUCAAUCAUCGCAGAGCAUUCGCCGAGCUAUACCCUUCCCGGAGCCUGCGUUGCUCGCUCGAUGCGACGACGGAGGAAGCUUGUCACGCUACAACCGGUGGCGAUUUUCAUGCAGCAUCUCGUUCGGCCUUUCGCUUCGCUCCAUCGGAGCAGCUACGGAUCGAGGGUGAUGCGGCCAGGCCGGUAGCCGAGCUGGUGGACGGUGCAAACUCACAUGGGCUGGUGUCCGCCUGGGCCCUGUUCCAUGUCGUCGUCGUCGUCGUCUGGAAGCCGACUCUUGGUUCUGCAAGCCUAGAUGCCGUCCGUCUGCGCCUCCGCAGGGUUUGGAAGUACGAGAUGACGGAUCUGAACACGACAAGUACAGACUCGGCCGCGUCGGCCAACGAGCCGGUCUACGUUCUUCCCGUCGUCCUCGGAAGCAUCUUGCUCAUCCUCGUCCUGUCCUUCUUCAUCUGUUGGUACGGUACGAAGCGGCUCGAUGCGUCGCACCGCAACGCCCGGACGACGGAUGUGGAGGCGGCACAAAGUCGCUUCAGCCCAUCCCGCCUCGACGAAGUGGCCGAGAGUCAGACGUACAAGCAGUGGAAGGAGAAGACGGAGCAAGCGUCCAAGACGACGUACAGCAGCUAUCUGGUCUGCGUCAUUUGCAUAGAGACUCUGCAAGAUCAAGAUUUGGUUCGGCGCUUGCCGUGCGAUCACAUCUUUCACGCCGAAUGCCUGCUGCGCUGGUUCACGAAGAGGCACGAUAGCUGCCCGCUCUGCAAGGUCGCCUUCCUGUCGGAGGAAACGGCGGACGAUGCAGCGAAUACCACAUGA